AUGACAUCAGCAGAACAAAAAGAAGAUAAAGAAGUUUUUAAACUUGAUUUAGAGGGAACAUCAGAGACGAGUGGAGAUGACACGAAAAUUAACAAGAAGAGAAUCAUCAAGCUCUCAAAGCCGAAUCCUCCAGACUUUGGAAAGCAAUCUGCAGGAAGAAGAGCAGACACCGAACCAGAGUCUCAGCGGAGAGCAUUUCUGAAAUUACUUCAAAACAUAGGAUGGAUCCCGUCUGCGUUCCUGCCAAGAAUCUUUUAUUUCCUGAGAGCAGCACCAGAGACCGGUUGUUUACUGCAGAAGCAGCAAGUGAACCAGAAGAUGACCAAACAUGAUCAGACUCCAGAUCCCAGUGAGAGAAGGAGAACUUCCUCCAGUUUGUCCCACAGCGCUCACUUUCUCCCUCUCCUCUCUACAGAAAACACAGACUUAGAGCGAGCAGCAAGCUUCCCUGAGCUGAAGUCACCAAGCAGCGCAGAGGAGUUCACGCCUGACGUCACUGAUGAUGAUGAUGAUGAUGAUGAAACCUUCACGUUCCAGUGCUCCGCUCCAGGCCUGUACCAGUGCAGAGAGACCGGUCUGGUGUUUGACACGAAGGCAGAAGGAGACGUGGUUUACAGGAUCGCUCCUUGGGACAGAAGAUCUCUGAGCCUGCAUCACAAGAAGCCUGCAGGACCUCUGUUUGACAUCAGCUGUGAGCAGCAGUCUGUGUGAGGCCUUCACCUCCCUCACUGUGAGGUCACAUCCAUGGGUGGACAUCACUUCCUGUCUGUGGCUCAUGUAGACGGUGAAGGCACAGAGUUCAUCAGACCUGAGAAGGUAACAGAAACCCACGUCGUCAUUAACAUCACAGGCCUUUCUGCUUUUGGGAACAUCAAGCAUGAAGACUCUCCUCCUGACCCGGCCCGAGCUCUGGUUCUGCUGUUCUACAAACCUCCAGUGGGUCCUGAUCCUGAACAUCAGAUUAAUGUUUUGAUGAUUCCAAACAACAUUUCUCUUGGGAAGGUUUUGCGUUUCAGGAAGAAACUAGAUCGAGAUGAGGUGUUUUUAGAGACACCCCCCCCCCCCCCCCCCACCCCCCACCCCCCCCACUGUAAGCUGCAGCCGAAGCAGGUCUACUCUCUGUCCACCGGUCCUGGAGACGACUCGGUUCGGGUUCAGCCAACAGAAGCAGAGUUUGAGGAGUCCUACGAAAACUACUUCCCAGCAUUCCAGGUGUUUUGUGAUAACAUGAAAGUGUGUCUGAAGGACAGCAGGUCCAACAGCGUCUGGGGGAGACGGGUUUGUCUGUCCCCUGGACAAAAACGGUCCUGUGGACCAACCCGUCAGAAUCUAGGUCCAACCGAGCAGCUGUCAGAGAUAUGGAUCGGCUUCAUCAGUGGGAUAUCAGAACCUGUUCUUAAGAGUUUGUUGGACAAACUUCUGGAGAAGAAUGUGGUCCAGGAUUAUGAGAGAGAUGCAGCCCUGGCAGAGAAGGAGAAAGGAGACAAAGCUCGUUUUGUUAUCAUCAUCGUGAGGAAGAACGGUCACGCCGCCAGUUCAGAGAUGAUCGAGUCUCUCUGUGACCUCGACCCCUUCUUCUCUGAACAUCUGGGUCUGAUGUGAGGCUGAAGGAAGUUACAGGAGACAGGUUUCUACAUGAGGUCCUACGUAAUCCAGCAUGUUUACCUGACCUGGAACUGAUACGCAUCAAUUAUUAUGUAUGAAGUACGUUUAAUACAGCAGCAGGUGUAAAACAAUCCAAACAACAAACAGGAGAACUCGGUUACGGCUAAAGAGACGCAGUAACCGUUAAAGAUGGAUGAGCGUUAAACAUUCAACCUAAGGAACUAAAGAGGAAACAUCGGAGGUAAUAAAACAGGAAAAAACUGAGUGUCCAGUUAUUCUCCAUGAUGCGUUUCCUGUUGCGUCCCACUAAUGAGGUUCAACCACAGCUUCUGAUUAGUUUUGUUUUAAAACGGUCAGGUGUGCGUGUGUUAUAACUGUUUUACCAAAUGCAUGACCUGAAUUUAGGCAUCUUUGGGUUUUUAUGUAUAUUUUUAUAACUUGUUAUGGUUGUUCAUUUUGAUUAGGAAUAGUUUUUAUUGCUGUUAUUAAGCUUAUUGUCUGCUGGUUUUUCAUGUCUUCUGUACGUGAGAUUUUAAAGUUUCUUACUUUCAGCAGCAUUUUGGUUUACUGUUUCAGUUAUUCUUCAAUUAAAAAGAAAUUUUUUGCAACUAAACUGGUUGUUUUAAAUCUGCAGCUGGUAUAAUUUAUACAUAACAGCUGAGUUUGAACCAAACUUAGCAACAACUCUACAUAUUUGCAUCAGAAUCUAGAAUAGAGAUGAUUUAGAUUCAUACAGAUACUAAACUUCAUCCAACAGGUUCUCCAGUGGAACAGAAGUACUUACAGAGCAGUAAAUCGUUACUACAACCAUAAGAGUACACUUCAAUGGUUCACUUAGAAAUGGUACCUGGUUUUUGUUUGACCCAUUUCUAAAACAUUUGUUUUUGAAACUGUAAACGUCACUAAGUUCCCAUCCAAUGGGCAUUU
Molecule: messenger RNA, 2532 nt
Organism: Nothobranchius furzeri (turquoise killifish)
Lineage: Eukaryota; Metazoa; Chordata; Actinopteri; Cyprinodontiformes; Nothobranchiidae
Source: RefSeq, a predicted model, not a curated record